Molecule: messenger RNA, 1659 nt
Organism: Trichoderma reesei QM6a
Lineage: Eukaryota; Fungi; Ascomycota; Sordariomycetes; Hypocreales; Hypocreaceae
Exons: 1
Coding region: 1-1659 (552 amino acids)
Biological process (GO): transmembrane transport
Molecular function (GO): transmembrane transporter activity
Source: RefSeq, a predicted model, not a curated record
AUGGACCCCGAGAAAGAAGCCCUCCCCUCCUCCUCCUCCUCCGACGAAGAAAGCCCCCAGUCCUCAACACCGCCCGACCAACUCGAAGACCCAGCAGCCUCCCGCAACGUCCGCGGCCUCCGCUGGCUGCUCGUCUGCACCGCCCUCUACAUCGGCACCUUCAUCUACGGCCUCGACACGACCAUUGCCGCCGACGUGCAGGGCGCCGUGGUGGAGGCGUUUGGCCACGUCGAGCAGCUGGCCUGGAUCGGCGCGGGCUUCCCGCUCGGCUCCGUCUCCGUCAUCCUGCUCUACGGCGUGCUCUACGCCAGCUUCAACAUGAAAUGGGUCUUUGCCGCCUCCAUGGUGCUCUUCGAGGUCGGCUCCGCCCUGUGCGGUGCAGCGCCCACCAUGACGGCCCUCAUCGUCGGCCGCGUCAUCGCCGGCUCCGGCGGCAGCGGCGUCUUCAUGGGCUGCCUCAACUACUUCGCCGCCCUGACGACCCCCCGCGAGCGCGGCAUCUACAUCACCGGCACGGGCUUCUGCUGGGGCAUCGGCGCCGUCCUGGGCCCCGUCGUCGGCGGCUCCUUUGUCCAGUCGAGCGCGACCUGGCGCUGGGCCUUUUACAUCAACCUCAUUGUCGGCGGCGCCUUUGCCCCCGUCUACCUCUUCGGCCUGCCCUCGGUCCACCCGGUGACGGGCGGCGUCUCCGUCCUCGAGCGCGUGAAAAAGAUUGACUUCCUCGGCCUGCUGCUCGGCGUCGGCACCUGGGUCUCCUUCUGCAUGGCCUUUACCAUGGCCGGCGGCCAGUGGUCGUGGCACGACGGCCGCACCAUCGGCACCAUCGUCGCCUUUGUCGUCAUCGUCGCCUGCUUCGCCCUCCAGCAGACGUUCUGCCUCUUCACAUCCCCCGAGAACCGCUCGUUCCCCGUGCACCUGCUGCGCUCCCGCUCGCAGAUCCUGCUCUACGUCGCCACCUCGUCCAACAUCACGGCCCUCUUCGUCGUCGUCUACUUCAUCCCCAUCUACUUCCAGUUCGUCCACGGCGACUCCGCCAUCGAGGCCGCCGUCCGCCUGCUGCCCUUUGUCGUCCUCACCGUCAGCUUCAACCUCGCCGCCGGCCACCUGCUGUCCCGCGUGCGCUACUACAUGCCCAUCUUCGCCGUCGCCGGCUUCUUCAUCACCCUCGGCAGCGCCCUGCUCACCGCCUAUCUCGACCCGGACACCCCCACCGCCUACAUCUACGGCUUCACCGUCCUCACUGCCGUCGGCACGGGGCUCACCCUGCAGAUUGGAUACGCAGUCGCCACGCUCAAGGUCCCCGCUGCGCAGAUGGGCGACGCCCUGGCCUUGCAAAACGUCUCCCAAAUUGGCGGCACCGUCAUCGCCCUCGUAAUCGCCGGCCAGGUCUUUCAGUCCGAGGCCACAAAGAACUUGACUGCUGCGCUGGCACAGACGGACUUUACCGCUGCUGAUAUCCAGAGCGCCAUUGCUGGUGCGCAGAGCCGCAUCUUUGAGGAGAUUACGGGGGAUUUGAGAGCCUCGGCCGUCCUGGCCAUCACAAAGGCCAUGCAAAAGGCGUUUAUCCUUGUUUGUGUCGGGGGUGGUGUGCACACUGUUUCGGCACUGCUGAUGAAGCGUGAGAAGCUGUUUGGCGAGGUUGUCAUUGUCGCUGCAUAA